This is a messenger RNA of Lagopus leucura (white-tailed ptarmigan), 358 nucleotides long. RefSeq names its product PCNA clamp associated factor (gene PCLAF). Gene Ontology annotation, cellular component: nucleus. Gene Ontology annotation, biological process: translesion synthesis; regulation of cell cycle. The record is from RefSeq and is a predicted model, not a curated record. Gene Ontology annotation, molecular function: chromatin binding. NCBI's taxonomy places the organism in Eukaryota, Metazoa, Chordata, Aves, Galliformes, Phasianidae.
AUGGCGCGCAUUAAAGGGAGCGGUGUUUGCGGCGCGUACCGUAAAGUGUUGGCCCGCCGCGCACCGUGGAAGGUGCUGAGCUCAGGCAGGCUCAACACGGCCCGCUCGCCGCCGCGACCUGCCCGGCGCAUCGGGGGAAACCCGAUGUGUGUGAAGCCCGUUCCCGCCUGGCAGGAGGGCAUCGAGGAGUUCCUGCCGCAGCAGUACAGCGAUCCCGACGGAGAAGCGGCAGGGAGCAGCGGGCAGGGCAAGAAAAGGCAGCACGGGGCUAGCUGAGGUCCUCAGGUUGCUUUCCUGCAGGAGAUCUGUUUGCUCUCACAGUCUCCCUGAGCCCUUUCUCGUCUGCUGCCCUGCGGAA